Messenger RNA from Cucurbitaria berberidis CBS 394.84, 1511 nucleotides. RefSeq lists its product as uncharacterized. The transcript is spliced from 3 exons. NCBI's taxonomy places the organism in Eukaryota, Fungi, Ascomycota, Dothideomycetes, Pleosporales, Cucurbitariaceae. The record is from RefSeq and is a predicted model, not a curated record. The coding region runs from base 175 to 1296 and encodes 373 amino acids.
CACACCAGCGCUCUAGAUACCUCAAAUAGCUGCCUUCUUGGCUUCAUCUAGUCGCUUAGUAUUUGUUUCCCGAGUAUUGGGUCUUCGCAAUCUUUCAAGGCGCAAAUCAGGCGGUAGCCGUGGUCGGAGGAGAAUACGGAGAAUCCAGCCACUGGUUAACAGAACGUCACAAAAAUGCGCAGCGAUCCACAAAUUGAAAUCCAUCGCGACGUUGCUCCUCCUUUGUGUGCGAAUGGAUCAGUGGUGCCCUCGUCGCACGGUCUGAAUUACACACUCUAUUGCGACUUGGGUAUCACUGGUGACGACCAUGGUACUCCUACUGUGCAGAGCUUCCAAGAUUGUGUAGAUGGCUGCACUAAAAAAAGACCAGCCUGCUUUGCAGCUGUGUGGGAUCCGGACGGCGAGCACUGCUAUCAUCGAUACGGAAAUUUCAUCGCUAUUAUGCGAAACCUUGUGGGCAGAACGGGUCUCAGAUCCGCAGUGGUAUCCGCUUCCCAGAUGGGAGAGAGACAAAAUGUUUCUGAUCAUCAGUGCCCAUAUCCAAAUCUUUCGAGACAGAAGACGAAGACUGGGAUGGAGUUUCAAGUGCUUUGUGGCGCCUAUAUUCGUCAUUAUGGUGACCCAGUGAUGGUUCACACGCUAACAAUGGAGGAUUGUAUGGAGAGGUGCGCUGAGCACCAUCCAUUCUGCAACGCCAUUAGCUUCAAUACCGACAUCAUUGGAUCAGGAUGGUUGAACUGUAUGAUUGAGGUAGGGGCGGACCUAGUUGCAGUUCCGUAUACGAGGACGUUGGCGCACUCUGCCAUCUUUGUCGAGCAUCCGCUAGAGAUAGCUAAAUGUCGGAACGAUUCGGUUGUGAGGAGUCAAGAUGGCCGAGUAUUCCGAACAUCCUGCACCGAUUUGCGGAAGCUGGACGAUGCAAACAUGCCACCUAUAUCCACUAGCCACGAGAUAUCUCUCGAGAGAUGUCUCAAAACAUGUACCAAGGCAAACUCAACAUGCAUGGCGAUCAUUUUCGAUGAUGGCCUUCAACAAGGUUUCCAGAACUGCUACCUGUUCGACGGCGUUCCACCUGUAAACAUUCGGGAUAAUAACGUCACAUUCGUAUACCAUGAGUCGCUCUUUUCUCACUAUCAGUCUCCACCUCCAGUACAGAAAGUACCCCAAAGACGGGCUUGGAUUGCCAGUGCUGUGGUCAGCCCGAUUGUCGGCUUCGCAUUAUUGUUCGCGCUUAUCUGGUAUUGUCUCAAGAGGAAGAGGUCGACAAGCGAAAAGAAGUGUAAGAAGCUAAGUUAGCUGUGUAUGGAACUUAGGUGGCGUUGGGGGGAGAGGUUCAUUUGAGGUGUAGAACUGAAUAUAGCGUUUCGAGAACAACGGUUAGGCCUGAAUAUCGACGCAUUCCUGUCAUCUACAAAUGAUUUCACAUUAUUAGGAUAGGGGAACGGCAAGGCAUCGUAUAUGAGUCAAGGCUUUACUGUAACAUCAGUACGUAUAAAGUUGGAGUAUUAGUG